Molecule: messenger RNA, 705 nt
Organism: Cyphellophora europaea CBS 101466
Lineage: Eukaryota; Fungi; Ascomycota; Eurotiomycetes; Chaetothyriales; Cyphellophoraceae
Exons: 2
Coding region: 1-705 (234 amino acids)
Biological process (GO): import into nucleus
Cellular component (GO): cytoplasm
Source: RefSeq, a predicted model, not a curated record
AUGGCCACAGCACUGGUGCUCGGAUGCACAGGAUUAACGGGCUCGCACAUCUUGGCGACUCUGAGGAACAGUGCACCUCACUUCUCCAGCAUUGAGGUCGUGGCACGACGUGCACCUCCUCCUGCACCGGAAGCUGCCGUACCCACAAAGGCCUACGUGGAGAAAGACACUUCGCAGUGGGGAGCUCACAUUGCCUCAACCAAGCCUCCACCAGCUGUAGUGUUCUAUGCUCUGGCCAGCACCCGCGCUUCUGCUGGCGGAUUCGACAAUCAAUACCGAUUCGAGCAUGACAUGAUGGCUCAACUGGCGACGGCCGCGAAGGACGCGGGUAUCAAUACCUACGUCCUCGUCUCCGCCGCCGGUGCAGAUCCUAAAUCUAUCUUUGGUUACCAGAGAAUGAAAGGAGAGCUCGAGGAGUAUGUGAAGAAGCUCGACUUCAAGCACACCAUCAUUGUCCGCCCAGGCAUGAUCCUCGGUGAGCGAGCAAAUCAGGAUGCUGCAGGAUACGUCUUGAAUCAUCUCGCAACAGCGUGUGGCUACGUACAUGCGUCUUUGAAGAACGCGUGGGCGCAAGACGCCCAUACCAUUGCGAACGCGGCCGUGUCUGCCUCGCUGCAGAUUGAGCGUGGCGAGGUCAAGGACAAGAUCUGGACGUUGGGAGGAAGUGAGAUCAUUCGGCUUGGAAAGGGGGAAAGAUUGGAUUGA